Messenger RNA from Linum trigynum, 201 nucleotides. NCBI's taxonomy places the organism in Eukaryota, Viridiplantae, Streptophyta, Magnoliopsida, Malpighiales, Linaceae. The record is from the annotation of a GenBank genome assembly.
AUGCUUGUUUCAAAUGUGGUGGUUUUGGGCAUCUCAUUAAAGAUUGUCCAAUUUGAGAAGAUAGAGUGUCGGUUCGGUCCUGAACUACUAUGCAGGGAUCCCGAGCGGCCAGUAACUUCUCAAGGGGAAAUUUUAGAGGUGGAUCUAGCAAGGGACGAGGACGUGAUUCUGAGGUCCGAGGGCAUACAGUUGGUCAAAUGA